CAGUCUUAGAGCACCAGCUGGUGAGCAAUGCAAGGAGCAGUCGUGUAACCAACUUACAUCGUCUUCAACAUGAAGAUAGCUGCAGUGCCAAUGCUUCUGACCCUGGCUCUUUGCCUCAUACAAGAUGCUGCCAGUGAAGGUGAAAAUCAGGAAACAUGCAAUGAAUAUAGGCCACUGAUGAAAGAUGGAAAACUGUUCUGUUCCCGAGAUAAAAACCUUUUUCAAAGCUCUGAUGGAAUAGUGUUCAUCAACAAAUGUGCCACAUGCAAAAUGAUAUUAGAAAAAGAAGCAAAAUCCCAGAGAAGGGCCAGGCAUUUAGCAAGAGCCAGGGCUACUGCCCCAGCAAAGGAUAUAUGUAGUGAUUUUCGGCCUUAUGUGAAGGAUGGAAGACUUGGAUGCACAAGGGAAAAUGAACCAGUUCUUGGUCUUGAUGGAAGGACACAUGUCAAUAAGUGUGUGAUGUGUGCUGAGCUAUUCUUAAAAGAAGCUGAAGAAAAUGCCAAGCGAGAAGGUGAAACCAGAAUUCGACGAACUGCUGAAAAGGAUUUCUGCAAGGAAUAUGAAAACCAAGUGAGGAAUGGAAGACUUUUUUGUACACGGGAGAGUGAGCCAGUCCGUGGCCCUGAUGGCAGGAUGCAUGGCAACAAAUGUGCCCUGUGUGCUGAAAUUUUCAAACAGCAUUUUUCAGAAGAAAAAAAUAAAGCAGAUGAACACCUGAGAAAGGCUAAAGAAAAAGUUAAAAGAGAAACUGAGAAACUCUGCAGUGAGUAUCAGGAUCAUGCAAUGAAUGGAAUCCCUUUCUGUACCAAAGAAAAUUACCCUAUUCGUGGCCCAGAUGGGAAAAUGCAUGGCAACUUGUGUUCCAUGUGUCAAGACUUCUACCAAGCAAAAGCUGAAGAAAAGAAAAAGGCUGAAGCAAAAGCAAGAAGUAAAAGAGAACCUGGAAGAGUAGACUCAUAUGCACCGUGCAGACCAUACCUCAAGUUUAUGACAAAUGGAAUACUCCCCUGCACCAAAGAGAUUAACCCCACCAAGGGCCCAGAUGGGAAAAUGUAUAACAGCCCCUGCUCCAUGUGUGCGACUAUGCUCCAAGCAGAAAAAAAAGAAAAGAAAAACAGGGAAGAUGAAUCAAAAAAUAAAAGGCAGUCUGAGAAUACAUCUUCCUUUGAGGAGUUGUGCAGGGAAUACCGCAAAUCCAUGAAGAAUGGACACCUUCUUUGCACUAGAGAGAACGACCCCAUCCAGGGCCCAGAUGGGAAGGAGCAUGUCAACCUCUGCUUCAUGUGUGAGGCUCUCUUUCAACAAGAGGAAAGAGCAAGAGCAAAGGCUAAAAGACAAACUGCAAAGGAGCUGUGCCGUGAAUAUCGUAACUAUGUGAGGAAGGGACGUCUUCCCUGCACCACAGAGAAUGACCCCAUCAAGGGCCCAGAUGGGAAAAUCCAUGGCAACACCUGCUUCAUGUGUGCGGCCUUCUUCCAGCAAGAAGCAAAAGAAAAAGAAGCUGAAUCCAAAAGACCUAAGAGAGGAGCUGAAAAGGAUACAUGCAGUGAAUUUCGGCGCCUUCUGAAAAAUGGAAGUCUUUUCUGCACUCGAGAAAAUGAUCCUGUGCGUGGCCCAGAUGGCAAGACCCAUGGCAACAAGUGCGCCAUGUGCAAAGAAGUCCUCCAGAAAGAAGAUGAAGCAAGAAAGAGAAAAGAAAAGGAGAGAAAAGAAAAGGAAGAUCAGAGAAAAGCUGUACGGAGUGGUUUCAAACGUGGCAGAAGAGGGAAAGCUCAGGACCAAUGUGCUGAGUAUCGGAAACAAAUGAAAAAUGGACCACUCAGCUGUACUCGGGAGAUUGAUCCUGUACGCAAUGAAAAUGGCAAAUCAUACAACAAUAAGUGUGCCAUGUGUAAAGAGAAACUGCAAAAAGAAGCAGAGGAAAACAAAAAGAAUGCUCGGAACAGAUCAAAUGGGAAUGAAUCAGCAUUAGGAAAGGAUGUAUGUGAUCAGUUUAGAAGUCAAAUGGAAAACGGACAACUUACUUGCACCCAAGAAAGUGACCCUGUCCAGGGUCCAGAUGGCAGGACACAUGGCAACAUAUGUGCUAUGUGUAAGGAAAAACUGGGAAGGGAAGCAGCCAAAAGAAAAACGAAAGAGCAGGACUACAUGAUAAACACAGUUGAAAAGAACAAUGGAAAAGAGAACUCUGAGAUGUGCAAACACUACCGAGUAUUACCCAGGAUGGGUUACCUUUGUCCAAUGAAUUUACAGCCUGUCUGUGGUGAUGAUGGCCAGACAUACGGCAAUCCUUGCAGGCUCUGUCAUGAAAAUCUAAUACGCCAAACUAAUAUACGCAUACGCAGUGAAGGAAGGUGUGAGGAGAGCAACCCAGAAACAACACCUCUCAGCAUGCCAGCAUCUGUCAAAUGAUGAAAGAGUUGGUGAAAGCCAUGAGGGAAAAUGUGUAUUCCAAUUCUGAAUUGCCUACCUUCACCAUCUGUAUAUACAAAGAAUUCUUCAGAGCUCGUCUUAUUUACUAUAGAAAACAAUACAGAACUGUUGGGGGAAUGGACUCACUGACUUUCAGUCUUUUCCAUCUCUUUCCUCCUAGAUUCUGUGAUCUGAGGGCACAGAGACAUCUUCACCCAGUCUGUGCUGUAGAAACCUCCUGAUCACAAUGCUGUCUGUCCAACUGCUUGUUCAAUAAAAGUAAACCCCGCAGAACGCCA
Messenger RNA from Aethalodelphis obliquidens (Pacific white-sided dolphin), 2711 nucleotides. RefSeq names its product serine peptidase inhibitor Kazal type 5 (gene SPINK5). The record is from RefSeq and is a predicted model, not a curated record. The transcript is spliced from 25 exons. Bases 70 to 2412 code for a protein of 780 amino acids. Lineage: Eukaryota; Metazoa; Chordata; Mammalia; Artiodactyla; Delphinidae. Gene Ontology annotation, molecular function: protein binding.